This is a messenger RNA of Trichechus manatus latirostris (Florida manatee), 2213 nucleotides long. It is a transcript of the gene ASMTL, whose product is annotated as acetylserotonin O-methyltransferase like. The transcript is spliced from 10 exons. NCBI's taxonomy places the organism in Eukaryota, Metazoa, Chordata, Mammalia, Sirenia, Trichechidae. The coding region runs from base 1 to 1605 and encodes 534 amino acids. Gene Ontology annotation, biological process: melatonin biosynthetic process; methylation. Gene Ontology annotation, molecular function: nucleoside triphosphate diphosphatase activity; acetylserotonin O-methyltransferase activity. The record is from RefSeq and is a predicted model, not a curated record.
AUGGGUCAGGGGAGGGCCUUGCAAGAACCAGACAAGUCUGUGAGGCCGGCAUCGGUGACUCACCGUGAAGAUGCCCUGCAGGACGAGUUGCCAGAGAUCCCAGAUGCUCCCCGGCUCAUGACCACAGGGUUAAACGGGAAGGAACACAGCGUGUUCACGGGUGUGGCAAUUGUCCACUGCUCCAGCACAGGCGAUAGGCUGGAGACCAAAGUCUUGGAAUUUCACGAGGAAACCAAAGUCAAGUUCUCGGAGCUGUCUGAGGAGCUGCUAUGGGAGUACAUCCACAGCGGGGAGCCCAUGGACAAGGCGGGCGGCUACGGCAUCCAGGCGCUGGGCGGCAUGCUGGUGGAGCACGUCAGCGGGGAUUUCCUCAACGUGGUGGGCUUCCCGCUGAACCACUUCUGCAAGAAGCUGGCCCAGCUGUACUGCCCGCCCCCCCACGAGGCCGCACGGUGCGUCAAGCACGACUCCAUCCCGUCCGUCGACACCUUCAAGGACCUGAGUGACGAGGAGGGCAGCGGCCAGCCAGGCGGCGACCGGCAAGAGGCCGCCUGCAAUGGCACAGUGGAGACCCCGCCCCCCUUUCCCACGGAACUUCUCGGUCUCAUUGAGGGCUUCAAAGGGUCCAAGGUCCUGUUCACGGCCUGCAAGCUGAAGGUGUUUGACGUCCUAAAGGAUGGAACCAUCCUGACGGCCGAGGACAUCGCAAGCAAAAUCGACACCUCGGUGUGUGGAACGGAGCGGCUGCUGGAUGCCUGUGCCACGCUGGGGUUGCUGGAGAGAUCCGAGCGAGGUUAUAGCAACACGGAGUUGGCGAGGCUGUACCUGGUGUCGGAGGGCGAGCACUCACUGCACGGUUUCAUCACGCUCUGCAAUGAAUACACCUGGGAGCUCUUCACACACCUGGAGUCCGCCAUCCGAGAGGGCACGAACCAGUUCCACGAAGUCUCCGGGAGGAGGGCGGACAACUUGUUCAAGUGCCCCAUUCCAUUGCAGGACUCCUCCCGAAGCAAGGAGGCGCAGCUGCAGUUCAUGCACGCCAUGCACGACCUCACCAAGCUGAGCGCGCACGCCGUGGCCACGGCCUUCGACCUGUCCCGCUUCACCUCAGCCUGCCACCUGGGAGGCUGCACGGGAGCCCUGGCCCACGCCCUUGUCCAGGAGUACCCGCACCUAAAGGUGACCGUGUUUGACCUCCCGGAGGUCCUCGAGCUCGCCCCCAGCUUCCAACCUGCCAGAGAGCAGGCGGCUCAGAUCCACUUCAUGCCAGGUGACUUUUUCCAGGACAGGCUCCCCGAAGCAGAACUGUACGUCCUGUCCAGGAUUAUCCACGAGUGGCCGGAGGACAAAGUCCAUCAGUUACUGGGCAAAAUCUCUGAGCGUUGCAAACCAGGCGGCGGGCUCCUGGUGGCAGAAGCCAUCCUGGACGAGGAGCGGCGAAACUCGAGGGGUGCCUGGGUGCAGUCGCUGAGCACGCUGCUGCAGACGCAGGGCCGCCAGCGCAGCGGGGAGGAAUACCAGCGCCUGUUGAGGGCGCAAGGCUUCCACGACGUGCGCGUGGUGCGUACGGGGGCGCUGCUGGACGCUGUCCUCGCCACGCGAUGAAGAUGGGCCUCGCCGCGCGGUAUAGACGGGGCCACGCUGCGAAGACGCUGUGAAGGUGCGGACCUCACCACGCGUUGCCCGGGCACUCGCGCACAUUGAGCUCCGCGCGCCUGGGCGCAUCCGCACAGACUCUUAGAGCGUUCUGGGCAAUCGCUGUCCCCAAACGCGGGUUGUUACACCUAUGUUUACACACCAGAGCAGCACUGGGACGUGCUGGCCACAACAGCCUGAUUAAAAGAAGCGCAAAAAGCACUCUGCCCUCCUAGUUUGUUUGGGGCGCUUUGAGGACAAACAGUAUUGCAGUCCCGGGGAGAAAGAGGAAGGGCUGCUGAGCGGGCCCCUAAAGAGGCAUGGCUCGGGCCACGCAGACACCGCCUUCGGAAUAAUCUGUGCAGGCAUCGGUGUCGGAAGGCAUGGAGGCCCCUGGGCUCUUUCUGUGGCAGGAAUUAGUGUUCCCAUGGCACUUUGCUCUGUCCAUUGGUUUUGGCCUCUUAUCUCCUCGGCACUAACUUCUGGCAACCCCCUGCACAAGGGAAGAAAACACUGCCCGGUCCUGUGCCAUCCCCAUGAUGCGUGUGCAUCGGACUGUUGUGGUCCAUAGGGUUUUC